CUUCUCUUCUCUUCUUCUCGAACUAUUCUUAUUGUCUGCUCAUCCCGUGCGUGACCUUAUCGUCUUCCCUUUUCAUGACCUGUUUCCUUUUUUUCUUCUUCUUCUUUUAUCUCCUUUAUUUCCCCUCUCCUCCCUUUGCGCACGCAUCCAAACCUCUCCCCUCCCAGUUUCUCAAUGAAUCUUUCACCCAGGUUCAACCCCUCCUACUUUGUGUAAGCGCUUAAUUGUCAGCCUUGACGAAAACUUGCGUGGGCUUAAAUACCGAGUGCGCCUCGCUUUGGGGGUGGAACUGGCCAACCUGUCGGAGCGGGCAUCUCUUGUGUCUCUGUGUGUGUAUGUGUGUGUGAGUGUGUGUGUGCGCGCGCGCGUGUUUUUUCCUCACUUUCUCCUCGUGCGCUUUUGGUUUAUUGGUGCCGCUGACCCGCCAGCAUGCAGGUGUCUCUGACCCUCCUCGUCUCCAGCGCGGCGCUGCUGCUGCUCCAAGGAUGCUGCACCGCAGUGAAGGGAUGGAAGGUACUAAAAAAUGAUGCUACGGAGAUUUUACCGGAGUACAGAGAAAACACUCGGACUGUCCAGGAGGCAGUGCCACAGGCGAACAGCGGCAGAAAUAGCAGUAGCACAGCGAAUAACAGGGCGAAAACCGGCGGAAGAGGCGCAAACACAGUCUCUUACAGUGCCUCAGAGCUGAGCUGUAGGGAGCUGCGUUCCACCCGCUACAUCACCGACGGAUCCUGCCGCAGUGCCAAACCUGUGAGGGAGCUGGUGUGCUCGGGCCAGUGCAUGCCAUCGCAUCUCAUGCCAAACUCCAUCCUCCGCGGCAAGUGGUGGAGGAGCAACGCCUCGGAAUACCGCUGCAUCCCGGCACACUCCCGGACGCAGAGGGUGCAGCUGCAGUGUCCUAGCGGCAACACGCGGACUUACAAAAUCCGCGUGGUCACGUCCUGCAAGUGCAAACGCUUCAGGCCUCAUCACAACCAGUCGGAGGCCAAGGAGGUCCCGAAGACGCAGCGGAACAAGAAGCACGGCCGCUCAUCUCAAGAUCGGAAAAAGAACAACACGCCGCUGAUGGGAAACUCGUACUGAUGCUGACGCACAUUCACACACAAACACACACAAACAUGUCACACUACACACAAUCUCCUACAAAUAGGCAGGAGACGCAAGAGAAAUUUUAUAAGCUAAUUGCUGGGCUGAUCUUAAGUCAUCAGUCGUUUAUCUUUCAGCCACGUGUCAGCAUGUCUGUGGACUCUGCUUAUUUGCAUGACAAAAUGAAUCCAGGGCUGCGGCUGAUCAUGUUCCUCGUGCGCCAUGUUGGAUCAUAUGAGACAAGUAUUUUACCAUCCCAACAGCUCCAGAAACGUCAUGGGCUCGGCUCUUUCCUCCACCCAAACUGAUUUCAUUUAAGCAUUAUGAGAAGUGCUCCCUGAUGCUUCAAGCCCAUCUGUGCAAACAUCCAGAGGAUGAAGAGCUAUGCUGCGGUGUAACGCUGAAAAGGUGUAUAUCCGCUCCAAAAAUUGGCUGCAAUCCAUCUCCUUCUGACUGCAUGUAGAGGAUAUGGUGGCGGCCCUGGGGCUCUUAUGGUGAGAUGAUGACAGUUUUGGAGAGUCCUGGCCUGAAUGGUGGUGCAUGCAGCUCCCUGACAGCCCACCUCGCUCAUCUGGACAGACCUACCACGCUCUCUACGCUGCCUCAGCCCCAUCCAGGCCUGUCAGUCACAGUAGCCCUUUCCCACGAGUAGAAACAGUGAGUCAGGAUAGACUGGAAGAGCGUUGAGUUUUUCUCACUGCUAACACCACAGGGGGGCACUGGACAUUCCUGUGAUUCCUCUUAAUUACUAAAUGAGCCCAUUCCUGUGUUAGGAUUUAAGUCAUAAAAAGCCAUUUCCUCUAGCCAGUUCCUGUUUGCCGGAAUCACAUACAAAAAAGUGCACAUGUGUGUGUGGGAGGCAUCCGAAAAGUGUGCGUGGUGUGUUGUUACCUCGGGGCAGAGUGCUCUCCAACACGCCCACACCGGAAUUCUUUUGUAAUGGGCCAAAUAGAGCAUCAAGCGGCCAUACACAGCCAAAAAUCCCUCUGCAAGAUUCAAGACACCUCCAAUCCUCUCCGCACCGUUCUGUAAAUAGCUCAGACAGGGAAACAAUCAUUCUGUUUUUUUAUCAUUGCAUUGACUGCUCAAAUCCAACAGGAAGAGGAAGUGGCAGCGCACGGUCUGUCAUCGCCUCCUCGCCCCGUGACUCAAAUGGGACUGACUUUCGUGAUGAAUAUUCACAAUGUUUCCACAUGUUGUCAGUACUCCGUUGUUUUUCCCUGCUCAUAUCGCUUCCUAAAUUUCGGUUCUCUAAACUGUACUGACAAUGUUUGCUUCUUUUUCCGACUCUCAUGUUUGAAAUAGCAACUGGAAGGGGCGUUUUUUUUCUCGUGCGAACCGAGAAAGCCGCGAUGGAAACCUGUGUGGUCGUCUGCAGCGGUGCCCUCGCACUGGCGUGGGUGUUACGGAGAAGCAGGAAGGGACGAGGGAGGGCAGGAGGGCCGUUUCUACACAGACAGACGCAAAGAUGGACUGCUUUAAAGAAUGAACUGCAUAUUUAUUUUUUAUUUCAACAUUUAAAUUAUUUAUGCAACCUUUUGUAGUGAAUGAUAGCCAUUAUUGUCAUAUAGGAUGUUCGAGACUUUGUAAAUGAAAUUCUGUACAGUACAUGAAUAAAGUAAAGGCAGAUAUAUUUGAAA
Solea senegalensis (Senegalese sole) is the source of this 2726-nucleotide messenger RNA. RefSeq names its product sclerostin (gene sost). Gene Ontology annotation, molecular function: BMP binding. NCBI's taxonomy places the organism in Eukaryota, Metazoa, Chordata, Actinopteri, Pleuronectiformes, Soleidae. The transcript is spliced from 2 exons. Bases 430 to 1083 code for a protein of 217 amino acids. The record is from RefSeq and is a predicted model, not a curated record. Gene Ontology annotation, biological process: negative regulation of BMP signaling pathway; ossification; negative regulation of Wnt signaling pathway.